AUGGACGUGGAGAUGGACGUGGACGUGGACAUGGACGUGGACGUGGACGUGGACGUGGACGUGGAGAACUUGGACGUGGACAUGGACGUGAACGUGAACCUGGACGUGGACGCGGACGUGGACGCGGACGUGGACGCGGACGUGGACGUGGACGUGGACGCGGACGUGGAGGUGGACGUGGACGCGGACGUGGACGUGGAGUGGACUGGACGUGGAGUGGACGUGGACGUGGACAUGGACGUGGACGUGGACGUGGAUGUGGACGUGGACGUGGACGUGGACGUGGAUGUGGACGUAGACGUGGAGGACGUGGACGUGGACGUGGACGUGGACGUGGACGUGGAGGACGUGGACGUGGACGUGGACGUGGAGAACUUGGACGUGGACAUGGACGUGAACGUGGACGUGGACGUGGACGUGGAGGACUUGGACGUGGACAUGGACGUGGACGUGGACGUGGACAUGGACGUGGACGUGGACGUGGACGUGGACGUGGACGUGGACAUGGACGUGGACGUGGACGUGGACGUGGACGUGGACGUGGACAUGGACGUGGACAUGGACGUGGACGUGGACGUGGACGUGGACGUGGACGUGGACAUGGACGUGGACAUGGACGUGGACGUGGACGUGGACGUGGACAUGGACGUGGACGUAGACGUAGACGUGGACGUGGACGUGGACAUGGACGUGGACGUGGACGUGGACGUGGAGGACGUGGACGUGGACGUGGACGUGGACGUGGAGAACUUGGACGUGGACAUGGACGUGAACGUGGACGUGGACGUGGAGGACUUGGACGUGGACAUGGACGUGGACGUGGAGUGGACGUGGACGUGGACGUGGACGUUGAUGUGGACGUGGACGUGGACAUGGACGUGGACGUGGACGUGA
Messenger RNA from Closterium sp. NIES-65, 894 nucleotides. The record is from the annotation of a GenBank genome assembly. NCBI's taxonomy places the organism in Eukaryota, Viridiplantae, Streptophyta, Zygnematophyceae, Desmidiales, Closteriaceae.